CGAACGCGGGCGUUUCGCUAGACUGUGACGGCUGAGGAGCUAAGAGCAAGCGGAGCCUGAGGAGGGGCCUUGUCCGUAUGGGGGAUGCUUUGCAGCGUCUCCGGUCCGGUAACAGGCCUGGGCUUUCGGUGGGGAGUUGCGGAAAUGUGCGUAUUUCUCUCUUUUCGGGUCACAGUGGGUGAGUUAGGCCGGAAAUGAGGGCGUAUUUUCGAGGGGCGUCCCGUCCUUUGACAGCCCGAGGGAAAGGCUAAAAGGAGGUGUGGCGAGGAGGGAAGAGGAAGACGUCUCCUCAGGGAAGACGCAAGUUGUUUUUAAGAGAAAAGAAUAGAAAUAACCCAUUUUGAGGAAGCCAUGGCAAAAUCAAACACAAAAUAUAGAGUUUGUUCUCGGGAAUCUUCAGUGUCUUCUCUGCUAGCAAGCUGCAGCCUGAAUGGUAGUAAUUCCUCUAACUCCGAUGGCUCUUUUCACUAUAAGGAUAAAUGGUACAGUUCUGCAUCUCAGGCUCUACAGGCCUAUAUUGAUGAUUUUGAUCUAAGCCGAGUACAUCCUGGUGUAAGCACUGGAAAAAUGAACACUGAUGAAGGUUCCACUAAUAUGCCACAGUUCUCCAACUAUAUUUAUAAGCCAAACAAUGCUUUUGAAAAUCUUGAUUACAAAAAGCAUUCAAACUCCUUAUCCUAUAGAAGACUGACUAUUAAUGACGCAGACUCCAUUAGCUUAACAACUGAUGAUCUAUUAAAACUUCCAGCCGAUGGAUCAUUUCCUUUCACUUAUAUUGGACAAGGUCACCGAGCGAGCAGGAAAAACAAGAAAUGUGUUCAAAGACUGGGUCCAUUGGACAUCGAAAAGAACUCAAAUUUUCAAGAACCCUUCACUCCCAUGGGCAAGGAUAACUUGGCUACUCCUGUUGUAUACACACAUAUAAAUGGAAAGCAACGGGGUAGGCUAAAAAACCCAAAACUUAAGAAUAGGACUAAUAAAUACAUUUCUGAAUCAUCUUUAUCUUUUCCCAAGAAGUCGUCUUUCGAGGACAAUGCAGAACACAAUCUUGAAAAGAAUUAUCCAAGAUGGCUCACUAGCCAGAAAUCUGACCUUAAUGUUUCAGGGAUAACUAGUAUACCUGAUUUCAAAUACCCAGUCUGGCUCCACAAUCAAGACUUGCUACCUGAUGCAAAUAGUCAAAGGGUUUAUGUAGAAGAUCAGUGUUCCCCUAGACAUAGUUAUCAGGCACAAAGAACUUCUCGGCUUAUGAAUAAAUUAGGUUGUUUUGAAUAUUCUUUUGAACCCUCAAACUUUUCACAUUACUUGAGUGAUGAUAAAGGAUUAGUUAAUGAGUACAAAUGUGAUUCUGAACAUAACCAAUGUCAGUGUGAGAAUCCACUUCUCCCAGGACAAUCCAAAAAGCCAUUCAGUGGUGACAAAAUUGAAUUGCUUAUCCUGAAGGCCAAGAAAAAUCUAGAGCAGUGUACAGAAGAAUUACCAAGGUCUAUGAAAAAGGAUGAUAGUCCUUGCUCAUUAGAUAAACUUGAAGCAGAAAGAUCAUGGGAAAAUAUUCCUGUUACUUUCAAAUCUCCUGUUCCUGUUAACUCUGAUGAUAAUCCUCAACAAACUUCAAGGGCAAAGUAUGCUGAAGGAGUUCUUGAAGACUUUUUAAAUAAUGAUAAUCAGACCUGUACCCUUUCUGGAGGCAAACAUCAUGGUCCUGUUGAAGCCCUGAAACAAAUGUUAUUUAAUCUUCAAGCAGUACAAGAAAGUUUUAGUCACAAUAAAACAUCAGAGCCAAAAGAAGAGAUUAAGCAAGCUCUAGAAGUUGUGAAGACCCAGAUUUGGGACCAGAUCAAAGAGGCAUAUCAGCCCGGUACCAUAGCUGUCCCCCACCCGUUCCAGGUCGGAGACCGAGUGCUGGUCAGACGCCAUCGACCCAGCAACCUUGAGCCUCGGUGGAAAGGCCCGUAUCUGGUAUUGCUGACCACCCCGACCGCAGUAAAAGUUGAUGGCAUCGCUGCCUGGGUCCAUGCUUCCCAUCUCAAGCCUGCACCACCCCCGGCACCAAACGAGACCUGGGAGCUGGAAAGGACUGAUCAUCCUCUUAAGCUGCGUAUUCGGCGGCGGAAAAAUGAGUCCACCGGGUAAGAACCCUCACCGGCCUGUGACCCUCACCUGGAAGGUACUGUCCCAAACUGGAGACGUUGUCUGGGUCAAACAGGCUGCCCAGCCUCCUUGGACUUGGUGGCCCGAUCUUAAACCUGAUGUAUGUGCCCUGGCGGCGGGUAUUGAAACCUGGGAUAUCCCGGGAUCCAGUGUAUCGGCCUCCAAGGCCCAGAUCAGACCCCCUGACUCAGACUAUACAAAAGCUUAUAAUCAGAUCACCUGGGGGGUCCCAGGGUGCAGCUAUCCCCGAGCUAGAAACAGGCUUGCCGCUUCCCCCUUCUACGUGUGCCCCCGGGAUGGCCGGACCCUUUCAGAAGCUAGAAGGUGCGGAGGGCUGGAAUCCCUAUAUUGCAAAGAAUGGGGUUGUGAAACCACGGGGACAGUCUACUGGGGACCUAGUUCCUCAUGGGACCUCAUAACUGUAGAACGUAACGGUAGCAGUAAAAGCUGUGACAACUCCGGCUGGUGUAACCCCCUUAAAAUAAAAUUCACAGAGAAAGGAAAAAAUUCCAGAGA
This is a messenger RNA of Cynocephalus volans (Philippine flying lemur), 2667 nucleotides long. It is a transcript of the gene C13H18orf54, whose product is annotated as chromosome 13 C18orf54 homolog. Bases 352 to 2133 code for a protein of 593 amino acids. NCBI's taxonomy places the organism in Eukaryota, Metazoa, Chordata, Mammalia, Dermoptera, Cynocephalidae. The transcript is spliced from 7 exons. The record is from RefSeq and is a predicted model, not a curated record.